AAAGGAAUGGUGUUAUCCAUCAACUGCAAACAAUCAACCGGGAGAUGGGAGGAGCAAGCAACCCAGAAUUUUGCUGAAACAUCAUCUGUCAUCCUGCCAAUUGUUCAGAUCCCUUUCAAUUCCAGUAACCGAUGCUCCUUGGUCUCAGUUUGGCUGCCUAGAAAGUGGAGGAAGACGAAAGGAGGGUCACAUUUUCUGCUGCUUUGAUGUCUACCAAACUGACCGGACAAGGACUGCCGAGAAAUGUUUCUCUUUAGAAGAUGAUUGAAUGAAUUUACAUGACGGGUAAUGUUUGCAGAUGGAGUGCACUCUUAAAUUUCAAAAGUUCUGUCUGGUAGAAACCAGGAGAUGGAUUUUCAUGGUGGGGUUAGUGGCAAUUACUUAUUUGUUGUGUCAAUCCCUGUUGCUUCCAUAUGGAAAUGCUCUUCUGUCUCUACUGCCUGAUCGGGAUGUUCCAAUAUAUGACAAUUUCAGCUCCCCAACUAGACAAUCUUCUGUCAGGUCUUUUAUGGUUAACAAGUCCCUUCUUUCCAAUGCUUCAGACUUGACUGACACUUCACUGUUUGUUGAGGUGGUAGAAGAUGUGGAGAAAUCAAAUGUUACGGUAGAAUUUGGGGAUGAUAAUGGAACAGAGGGAACAGAUGAAGACAUAGAAGAUGGUCUUGCAUUAGAGAGAGAAGACCUGGAAAACAUUGUUGAAUUCAAUGAGGAUGAUAAUGGACCAAAGGAAAAGGGUGGAGACACAGAGAAUUUUGCCUCAGAGAGCAAAGGCAUGGAUCACGUUGUUGAAUUUACUAAGGAUAACAACAUAAGUAAAGGUUUGCCAUUUAAGAAAGUUGUAGAUAUGGAUGGGAUCUCUGCAUUGGAAUAUGUCAACAAUCAAGAAAAUAGUUCAGAUCUGAAAAAGGACAGUGAAAUGAGACACAUCGGCUCUGCAGUGCAUAUUGUGAAACCACCAAAUGAGGGAAUUUCAACAGACAAUAUUGUAAAAGCAGAUGCAAGUCUAACACCAAGUACCCCUGGAAGUCUAGGUACUACUUUCAAAUCCCAUUUGCUUGCAUCUCCUGGAGUAGAUUCAUUAUUUAACACCACCUACAUCGAAAAAAUGGCAUCAAAUGGAAACGCCUCAAACCAUUUGACCGCCACUGACAUAUCUUCUGUUGGAAAGCCAGAAAAAGAAAUCCUUUCUAAGGAUGAAAAUCUUCUGGUGCUGCAGAGUGAUCUUGCUGAUUUAAACAAUAAUUCUGCAAUGACAAGUAAUCCUGGGAGGAAAAAGAUGCAGAGUGAGAUGCCUCCAAAAUCAGUAACAUCAAUAUAUGAUAUGAACAGAAGAUUAGUUCGGCACCGUGCUUCCUCACGUGCAAUGAGACCUCGUUGGGCCUCCCCACGUGACCAGGAAAUGCUGGCUGCAAAGUUACAGAUUCAGAAUGCUCCUAGAGUAAAGAAUGAUCCAGAACUUCAUGCUCCUCUUUUUCGAAAUGUUUCCAUGUUUAAAAGAAGCUAUGAACUCAUGGAGCGCAUCCUGAAAGUUUAUGUCUACAAGGAUGGAGAAAAACCCAUCUUUCACCAACCAAUACUCAAGGGACUAUAUGCCUCUGAGGGAUGGUUUAUGAAACUGAUGGAGAGAAACAAGCAUUUUGUUGUGAAGGACCCUCGACAGGCUCAGCUGUUUUAUAUGCCUUUUAGUUCACGGAUGCUGGAGUACAAACUGUAUGUACGGAACUCUCACAACCGGACCAAUCUACGCCAAUAUUUGAAGCAGUAUUCAGAAAAAAUUGCUGCAAAAUAUCGUUUCUGGAAUAGAACUGGUGGAGCAGAUCACUUUCUUGUUGCUUGCCAUGAUUGGGCUCCAUACGAAACAAGACAUCAUAUGGAACAAUGCAUCAAAGCCCUCUGCAAUGCUGAUGUAACUGCAGGCUUCAAAAUAGGCAGGGAUGUGUCUCUUCCAGAAACAUAUGUCCGUUCCGCAAGAAAUCCUCUUCGAGAUCUCGGAGGAAAACCUCCUUCUGAGAGGCACAUUCUUGCCUUUUAUGCUGGAAACAUGCAUGGAUAUUUACGACCAAUCUUGCUGAAGUACUGGAAGGACAAAGACCCUGAUAUGAAGAUCUAUGGCCCAAUGCCUCCUGGUGUUGCAAGCAAAAUGAAUUACAUCCAGCACAUGAAGAGCAGCAAGUUUUGCAUCUGUCCCAAGGGUUACGAGGUCAACAGCCCACGGGUGGUUGAAGCCAUCUUUUACGAGUGUGUGCCUGUGAUCAUAUCUGACAAUUUCGUGCCACCAUUUUUCGAUGUCUUAGAUUGGGGAGCAUUCUCAAUAAUACUGGCAGAGAAAGAUAUUCCCAACUUGAAAGAUGUUCUCCUCUCGAUACCAAAUGAUAAGUAUCUUCAAAUGCAGCUUGGGGUAAGGAAGGUUCAGAAGCAUUUUCUGUGGCAUGCCAAGCCCUUGAAGUAUGAUCUUUUCCACAUGACCCUCCAUUCAAUUUGGUACAACAGAGUUUUCCAGGUAAAACCUAGAUGAUUUUAAGAGAUCUUUUGAUGGGCAUAUGAGAUGAAGUUAAACAUGAGGAGUAGAGACACAACUGCAAGCCUGCAGAGGAAAAACAAAAAGACUGCUGAAUAAACCAUUUGCCUCUCUUUAUUGUCCUCUUUUCAUGGUGUACAAAGAGGCUCUGUCUGGAUGUGAGAAUUAACAUUAUGUUAAGGCAAUUUUCUCCUUCCCUUUUGUAUAUAUGUUGUUGUACCAUUUUCCUCUUGUAAGAAAGAUUUAAGAUUGUAGACUUCUAUAAAUAGAAAAUCUAGAAAUUCCUCAA
Messenger RNA from Vitis vinifera (wine grape), 2807 nucleotides. Its product is annotated as probable glycosyltransferase At3g07620. NCBI's taxonomy places the organism in Eukaryota, Viridiplantae, Streptophyta, Magnoliopsida, Vitales, Vitaceae. The record is from RefSeq and is a predicted model, not a curated record. The transcript is spliced from 6 exons. Bases 299 to 2515 code for a protein of 738 amino acids. Gene Ontology annotation, molecular function: glycosyltransferase activity.